Molecule: messenger RNA, 734 nt
Organism: Triticum dicoccoides
Lineage: Eukaryota; Viridiplantae; Streptophyta; Magnoliopsida; Poales; Poaceae
Exons: 3
Coding region: 28-630 (200 amino acids)
Source: RefSeq, a predicted model, not a curated record
UUGGCCCCCCCUGUUUUCCCCUUCCUCAUGCUACAGGAGGCAGAGGGGAUCGUGGAGGCCAUCCAUGGCACCCCGGCCAGGUGCCGGCCAUCCACGACCUUCCCCAUAGUCUACAAGACCCUGGCGCCCCUUCCCCAAAUCCUAAUCCCCUCCCUAGCUGCCCCCAGAUCCAUUUCUCCUCUCCCUCACUCGUCCUCAUCUCCGCAGCGAUCGCAGUCGCAGCCGUUGCCACGGCUUUGUCGUCCUCGCGGCCGUCGUCAUCCCCGCGUUGAGCUGGGACGUCCAGGGGCUUCACCACCAACUCCUCCUUCAUCUACGUUAUUGGGUUGGACCGGGGAGGCCCUGUACGCCCGCCAUCGUCGCCGUCCCCGUCGCGUACAUCUCCGGCCGUCGUCGUCGAUUCCGGCAGCUCCAGUCCACCCCCGGCCUCCUCGACCGCGCCCCCGAGCUCGCUGCCUCGAGACCGCGGUUGAACCAGUGAUUGCCUACUUCACAUUCGAGGGUCCGGUUUUGUCUGCAGAGCAACCAGACGUUGGAGUCCAGGAGCCAGACACCACUGUCGAUGAUGACUACUACUACUCGGGAGGUGUCUACUACUACGUGUCGGCCGCUGACGAUGAUCAGGAGUAGUAUAGGAGGAUCCCAGGCAGGAGGCUUGCGCCUCUUUCGAUCUGUAUCACAGUUUGUGCUAGCCUUCUUAAGGCAAACUUGUUUAACUUAUGUUUGUACUCAGA